Chelonoidis abingdonii (Abingdon island giant tortoise) is the source of this 2173-nucleotide messenger RNA. It is a transcript of the gene TIMMDC1, whose product is annotated as translocase of inner mitochondrial membrane domain containing 1. NCBI's taxonomy places the organism in Eukaryota, Metazoa, Chordata, Testudines, Testudinidae. The record is from RefSeq and is a predicted model, not a curated record. Gene Ontology annotation, biological process: mitochondrial respiratory chain complex I assembly. Gene Ontology annotation, cellular component: mitochondrion.
AUGGGAUGGGAACCACCUCCAGGCAGCGCCUGUGCCCAGGGCUCGAGAUCCCCGCGUGCCGCGCUCUGGGCGCUGCCCCCUGGGCUCUGGUGCAGCGCACCGAGCAGCGCUGCAGCCCGGCCCCUGGCGGGUGAGGGGCGGGGCGGGCCGGGGCCAGGCCGCCGCUUGCCGUGCGCCUCCGGGGCGGCAGGGGCGGAGCCGAGCCGAGGCGGGGCCCGUCUUGCCGCCGCGGAGGUAUGGCUGGGGGGGACCCAGGCGUCCGGACCGGGCGGCGCUCCCUGCUGCGGGGCCGGAGGCUGGAGUCAGCUCGCGGGUCCCGCGGCAGCAGCCGGGCAUGGCGGCCCCAAGAGCGGCCUGGAAGCUUGGGCCUCGGCGCCCCGGUACGUCGGCACCGCGCAGCCCCCGGGCACGGGCUGGGAGCGGCUGCAGGAGCUCUGGCGCCGCGAUGAACUACAGCAGUACCCAGAAGAAACUCUCAACAUUAUCAAAGCUACAUUUUCAGCCGCUGUCAUUGGCUGGAUGUAUGGAGGCUUGCCAGCUUUUCACCAUGCGAAGACACAAUAUAUUGAGCAGAGCCAAGCGGAGAUUUUUCAGAACCGUCUGGAUGCUGUGCAAUCUGCACAUCGUGCUGCAAUCAGGGGAUUCAUCCGUUACGGCUGGCGCUGGAGCUGGAGAAUUGCUACUUUUGUGGCAAUAUUUAACACAGUGAGCACUGGUCUGUCCGUGUACCGCAAUAAAACCACCUUCAGUCACUUCGCUGCCGCAGGAGCCUUUACAGGAGGCCUGUUCAGAAUGCAUUUGGGCCUGAGCAGAAUGGCAGCUGGCAGUGUCUUUGGAGCAGCAUUCGGCAUCACUGCAGGAGGGGUGUUGAUGGCGAUGGAGAAGCUUGCUGGUGAGAGCAUACAGGAGAAAAGACUACGUGAGAGAAGAUUGCUGCAUGAACAGAAGUUAGCAGAGUGGAAAGCUAGGCUUAAUUUUACUGAGGCUGACUUGGAAGAAAUUGUCAAAGACACUCAGGAAGGAACCAUGGAGAGAGAGAUCGAGAAGAUCCAAGAGUUGUUAAAUCUUCCCAAGAACCCUUUGCCAUCGGAAGAUGGGAACUAGUCUGAGCUCUGACUUCAGUCAAAGCAUCUUGGAAGACUGGCAUGAAUCUGUUUCUGUAUCCAUUGUUUUCGGCAGCAGCAGUUUGACAACAAUGUUGUGUAUAUGUAUCAUGACGGAGGGAGGGUUCAAGAUCUUCAGCUGGAGUAAUGACCAGUGAGCUGUGUUUUGUGUGAGGGCAGCAACAGAACUCUUAGUGACUACUUCACACUUGAAUGCCCUGGGCCACAUCUUAAUGCAAUAUACAUGGAGAAAGGGGGGUUCAUUAGUCCUGCAAGAGUGCAUAUCCUUAUGCCACUGUAGUGAGUGGCAUGAUGGCAGAAUCUAGGAGCUGCCACUCUCCCAAAGAAGCCUGUAAUGACAUUUUUAUCCUUAUUUGAAAACAGAAUUCAGUUUUGGUGAAACUGGCUGCACUGAUAGCACUGGAGUCCUGCCUACCUAUUGGCCAGGCGCAGCAUGGGCAAUGCCCAUGCUAGUUCCCUCCACUCUAUUUCUUCAGCGUACCUCAACCCUGCUCCGCUAGGAACGGUGCUGUGGGUUGGAAGAGUUUGGUGACUGUGGCCUACUCAGGCUUUAGGCGUUUUGCAGAAAUAAACGGUUCUCAGUUUUCCAAUGAGGCUUGUGACAGUGUUAGGAUCACAAAGAACGUGCCUGACAAGGGCAUACCUUGGGUUCCUCUAAAGUAGGGUGUCCUUCCUCGAGGAGGAGAGGGCUACAACAAGGAUGACCGCAUAUUGGCAGGAGAGCUUAGCGUUACAGACACAUUUUAACCAAAAAUUGUGAUUGUGUUAAGUUACAAAUUACAGGAUCCUCUUGGAGGAAAACUAUUGGAAAUGCUAUUUAACAGACAUAACCACUCACGUUGUCUAGAUUGUUUUGUCUGGUAGAAUUGCUUACUCUGUUAAGAAUAUUGUAAUUGAGCACACCAGCAAGACUGUUCCCAGAGACAGGAGAGUUAAGUCUCGUGGCCCCAUUCAGGCUCUUGAGACUGACAACCCCAAUUCUCAGAGCAAGAGCAAACAACUUUGUCAUGAAAAUCUAGGGCUGGCUUUGAAUUAUAACAACCUGUGGU